Aspergillus versicolor CBS 583.65 is the source of this 975-nucleotide messenger RNA. RefSeq names its product HD domain-containing protein. NCBI's taxonomy places the organism in Eukaryota, Fungi, Ascomycota, Eurotiomycetes, Eurotiales, Aspergillaceae. The transcript has 3 exons. The coding region runs from base 183 to 800 and encodes 205 amino acids. The record is from RefSeq and is a predicted model, not a curated record.
CAGGGUGGAACGGUCUCCAGCUUAAUAUUGAGUUUUGCCCCUCUUGUGGUCGCCAGGGGUCCAGAUCGUUCAGUCUCGGUCUUCGUCCCGGUUGCUCUCGGGUCGAGUCGUGCCGACCUAUCAACCGCAUAUCAUCAUCUACACUCUGCAGACCCCAGACGAAGAAUCAAGCCAAGCUCAGAAUGCCAUUACCUCCACCCUCAGAGAGAGCAGAAUACCUCAUCAGGUCGCUCGAAGAUCAUGGUCAGGGCGACUACAUCGGCGAAUCAAUCAAUCAGCUGGAACACUCCCUUCAAACAGCGCACCAGGCACAGAAAUCAGGGGCACGAUCCGACCUUGUCCUGGCCGCUCUGCUCCAUGACAUCGGACAGAUAAUCCCACUGGCCGCAACGAAGGAGGCCCGCAUGACAUUAAAAGAAGACAGCCCGGAGAAUGUAGGACGGAUUGGCCAUGAAUCAAUUGGCGCUGAAUUCUUGCGAUCACUCGGAUUUGGUGACAGUGUCUGUCGGUUGGUCGGGAGCCAUGUUGACGCGAAACGAUACCUCACAGCCGUGAGCAGUGACUACAUGGACACACUCUCGUCAGCAUCGAAAAAGUCAUUACAGUUCCAGGGUGGUCCGUUUAGAGGAGAGGAGCUGGAGUGCUUCAGAAAUGACCCGUUAAGGGACGAGAUGGUUGCAUUAAGACUCUGGGACGAUGCUGCAAAGGUUCCUCAUAUCGAGCAAACGACACCAAGAGCCAGGGAGUAUCUGAGCUUGGUGGUGGAACAUCUGCAGAAAGAGGAAGGCGUGGUGGUGUAGGAGUAUUUACUAUGGUUGACUUUAUACAUGUCCCAAUCAAUCAUUGUAAAUAAAGCGCCAUUGGAAGCACUGAUAUAUAGCGUUCUGAUAUAGCGUUUGUGCUAUUUUUCCUACACCUGCUUUGUGGGCGAUGGCGUGGAGCUUUGGAGCGAGGGCAUUUCCUGCUUCCUUUCCU